Messenger RNA from Acaulospora colombiana, 408 nucleotides. Lineage: Eukaryota; Fungi; Glomeromycota; Glomeromycetes; Diversisporales; Acaulosporaceae. The record is from the annotation of a GenBank genome assembly.
GUUAUUCGGGAGAGCGGUGAAAUCGCGCUUAGCUGGGUAAAGGCACAUGCACAUACACUUGGGAUCACCAAUUCUCCUUCUCAAGAUCCGCUCAAGCAUCCACAUCCCAUUGACAUUCAUUUACAUUUACCAAGUGGCGCAGUUAAGAAGGACGGCCCUUCUGCGGGUGUUGCAUACGUCUGUGCCUUCGUGUCCCUUCUGACUGGAUUGACGGUGUCCAAGUGGAUCGCCAUGACGGGGGAGACGACACUCCGGGGGAGAAUUACUGCUGUUGGAGGAAUUAAGGAGAAGGAAUAUUCCCCAGUGGCCAGAAGCCCAGUUUCCAAGUGGAGAGUAGACUAUAGGUCGAAGUUCAAACUCGUACCACCACAACGCGCGAGAGUUGCCAGGGAUCUACAGCCACUGUGA